UAUCAAUAUGCAAGACAAACAUUAAAUUACCACCCACGCCUCUGUCUUGUUUUGUACCAGUAUAAAUUUGCAUCCUUAUAAUAACUUAUCAACCCUAUCUUAUACACUACCCUACCCCUUUUUAUUCCUUCUCUUGUAUCCCUUCGCUUUGUUUCAACUUUGAACUUACGUAUUCACAAAUAUAAUAUAAGGUUAUAAUUUGUAACUAAACAAAAAAUGGUUAAGAAGAUCUGUGGAAUUGGAGCUGGAUAUGUAGGGGGUCCAACAAUGGCUGUUAUUGCCCUCAAAUGUCCUUCAAUUGAAGUAGCUGUGGUUGACAUCUCUCACUCUCGCAUAUCAGCUUGGAACAGCGACAAACUCCCUAUCUAUGAGCCUGGCCUAGAAGAAGUUAUACAACAAUGUAGAGGAAAGAAUCUCCUCUUCAGCACUGAUAUAGAAAAACAUGUUUAUGAAGCGGAUAUAAUCUUUGUUAAUGUCAACACACCAACAAAAACAAGUGGCCUUGGAGCUGGCAAAGCGGCGGAUUUAACUUAUUGGGAAAGUGCAGCGAGAAUGAUAGCCGAUGUUUCAAGAUCAAACAAAAUUGUCGUUGAGAAAUCAACUGUUCCAGUUAGAACAGCUGAAGUAAUUGAAAAGAUUCUAGUCCACAAUAGCAAUGGCAUGGUCAAGUAUCAAAUUUUGUCAAAUCCUGAAUUUCUUUCUGAAGGAACUUCCAUUCAGGAUCUUCUAAAUCCUGAUAGGGUUCUAAUUGGAGGAAAUGAUAAGAAUCUUGGAGGUCAAGAAGCUAUUCAAAAAUUGAAAGCUAUAUAUGCUAAUUGGGUUCCUGAAGAUAGAAUCAUAACUACCAAUCUUUGGUCUGCUGAACUCUCUAAGUUAGCUGAUAAUGCUUUUUUGGCUCAAAGAAUUUCUUCCAUCAAUGCCAUGUCAGCUUUAUGUGAGGCUACUGGUGCAGAUGUUUCACAGGUUUCUUGUGUUUUAAGUAAAAACACCAAACUUGGUUCUAAAUACUUAAAUGCCAGUGUUGGUUUUGGUGGCUCUUGUUUUCAAAAAGAUAUACUCAACUUGGUUUAUAUAUGUGAGAGUAAUGGACUCGUUGAAGUGGCUAAUUAUUGGAAAGAAGUAAUCAAGGUGAAUGAUUACCAAAAGAGUAGGUUUGUAAAAAAAGUCGUGACAUCCAUGUUUAACACAGUUUCAGGUAAGAAGAUUGCGGUUCUAGGAUUUUCCUUCAAGAAAGACACUAGUGAUACAAGGAAAACUCCUGCGAUCGACGUUUGCAAAGGUCUUUUGGCAGAUAAUGCUUGCUUGAGCAUUUACGAUCCGCGGGUAAGUGAAGAUCAGAUUCGGACAGAUUUGUCUACGAAUGAGAUUCGUUGGGACUGUUCAACUCAGGUGAAGCCGGCGAGUUUUACUAAUGUGAAGCAGGUUAGUGUUUUUGGGGAUGUUUAUGAGGCAACUAAAGAUGCUCAUGGGAUAUGUGUUCUUACUGAAUGGGAUGAGUUUAAGACAAUUGAUUAUCAAAAAAUAUUUGAUAGUAUGGAGAAACCAGCAUUUGUUUUUGAUGGUAGAAAUGUUUUGGAUGUUGAUAAGUUGAAGAAAAUUGGAUUUAUUGUAUACUCAAUUGGGAAACCAAUAGACCAGUGGGUGGAUUGCUAGCUUCUAUGUUCUGUCCAAAUAAAAAUGUCAUUGCUUUGAGGUUAUAUCUAUAUUGUAUAAGAUAUCAAGAGUAUUACUCAUGUAUCAGUGAGAGUGAGAAUUUAUAUCAAAAUAAAUAAAUACCUUUUAUUUAUUGAUAAAAGUAAAUUGAUUCCAAUA
Molecule: messenger RNA, 1812 nt
Organism: Medicago truncatula (barrel medic)
Lineage: Eukaryota; Viridiplantae; Streptophyta; Magnoliopsida; Fabales; Fabaceae
Product: UDP-glucose 6-dehydrogenase 1
Exons: 2
Coding region: 217-1653 (478 amino acids)
Biological process (GO): glycosaminoglycan biosynthetic process
Cellular component (GO): nucleus
Molecular function (GO): UDP-glucose 6-dehydrogenase activity; NAD binding
Source: RefSeq, a predicted model, not a curated record